Kogia breviceps (pygmy sperm whale) is the source of this 4332-nucleotide messenger RNA. It is a transcript of the gene FZD4, whose product is annotated as frizzled class receptor 4. Gene Ontology annotation, molecular function: Wnt receptor activity; Wnt-protein binding. NCBI's taxonomy places the organism in Eukaryota, Metazoa, Chordata, Mammalia, Artiodactyla, Physeteridae. The record is from RefSeq and is a predicted model, not a curated record. Gene Ontology annotation, cellular component: plasma membrane. Gene Ontology annotation, biological process: retina vasculature morphogenesis in camera-type eye; canonical Wnt signaling pathway; non-canonical Wnt signaling pathway.
GGGCUCGGGUGGUGAGAGCUGUGCGGCGUUGCGUGGUGGCGGGCUUCGCGGAGACGCUGAACGGCCGCGGCCGGCGCCGGGUUGGGGGCUCGCCGCCUGUAGCCAUGACCCUCGCAGUCUGUCCUUCGGCCCCGGCCGGGGGCGUCUAAUACCCCACACAGUCGCGCGCAGCUGCGGGAGAGCCCGGCCGCUGCCCCCUCGUCGCCCUUGGCGCCUUAUCACACUUCCUUUCCCGGAGCUGGGAGCAGCGCGGGCAGCCGGCUCCCCUGUGCAAGCUGGGGGUGUCUGCUGGAGCAGCCCUCGCCACCGCCGCCGCUGCCCCCCGGCUCUGGCCAUGGCCUGGCGGGGCGCAGGGCCGCGCGUCCUGGGGGCCCCCGGGGGCGUCGGUCUCAGCCUGCGGCUGCCGCUGCUUUUGCUGCUGCUCCUGAGGCCGGCGCGGGGCUUCGGGGACGAGGAGGAGCGGCGCUGCGACCCCAUCCGCAUCUCUAUGUGCCAGAACCUGGGCUACAACGUGACCAAGAUGCCCAACCUGGUGGGGCACGAGCUGCAGACGGACGCCGAGCUGCAGCUGACAACUUUCACGCCGCUCAUCCAGUACGGCUGCUCCAGCCAGCUGCAGUUCUUCCUUUGUUCCGUGUAUGUGCCCAUGUGCACAGAGAAGGUCAAUAUCCCCAUCGGCCCCUGCGGCGGGAUGUGUCUUUCAGUCAAGAGACGUUGCGAGCCUGUCCUGAAGGAAUUUGGAUUUGCCUGGCCAGAGAGCCUGAACUGCAGCAAAUUCCCACCACAGAAUGACCACAACCACAUGUGCAUGGAAGGGCCAGGUGAUGAGGAGGUGCCCUUACCUCACAAAACCCCCAUCCAGCCUGGGGAAGAGUGCCAUUCCGUGGGAACCAACUCUGAUCAGUACAUCUGGGUGAAGAGGAGCCUGAACUGCGUUCUCAAGUGUGGCUAUGAUGCUGGCUUAUACAGCCGCUCGGCCAAGGAGUUCACCGAUAUCUGGAUGGCCGUGUGGGCCAGCCUGUGCUUCAUCUCCACCGCCUUCACUGUGCUGACCUUCCUGAUCGAUUCUGCCAGGUUUUCCUACCCGGAGCGCCCCAUCAUAUUUCUCAGUAUGUGCUAUAAUAUUUAUAGCAUUGCUUAUAUUGUCAGGCUGACUGUAGGCCGGGAAAGGAUAUCCUGCGAUUUUGAAGAGGCAGCAGAACCCGUUCUCAUCCAAGAAGGACUUAAGAACACAGGAUGUGCAAUCAUUUUCUUGCUGAUGUACUUUUUUGGAAUGGCCAGUUCCAUCUGGUGGGUUGUUCUGACACUCACUUGGUUUUUGGCAGCGGGACUCAAAUGGGGUCAUGAAGCCAUUGAAAUGCACAGCUCUUAUUUCCACAUUGCAGCCUGGGCUAUCCCUGCAGUGAAAACCAUUGUCAUCUUGAUUAUGAGACUGGUGGAUGCAGAUGAACUGACUGGCCUGUGCUACGUGGGGAACCAAAACCUUGAUGCCCUCACGGGAUUUGUGGUGGCUCCCCUCUUCACUUACCUGGUGAUUGGAACUUUGUUCAUUGCUGCAGGCUUGGUGGCCUUGUUCAAAAUUCGGUCGAAUCUUCAAAAGGAUGGGACAAAGACAGACAAGUUGGAAAGACUGAUGGUCAAGAUUGGGGUCUUCUCAGUCCUGUACACGGUGCCUGCAACCUGUGUGAUUGCCUGUUAUUUCUAUGAAAUCUCCAACUGGGCGCUUUUCCGGUAUUCCGCAGAUGACUCCAAUAUGGCGGUUGAGAUGUUGAAAAUUUUUAUGUCUUUGCUGGUAGGCAUCACUUCAGGCAUGUGGAUUUGGUCUGCCAAAACUCUUCACACGUGGCAGAAGUGUUCCAACAGAUUGGUGAAUUCUGGGAAGGUAAAGAGAGAAAAAAGAGGGAAUGGUUGGGUGAAGCCUGGGAGAGGCAAUGAAACUGUGGUAUAAGGCUAGCCAGCCUCCAUGCUGUCCAGAUUUUGAAGGGGGCAUGCCAGCAUUGCGGUGCAGAUGCUACUAAAAGCUUCAUGCAGUGAAUCUCAGUUUGAACAAGCUAGCAACACUUAAGUGACCCCCAUAACCCUCCACCACUGUCCCCCGUCUACCCCCAGCAUCCUAAAACUAAUGAUUUUGCUGCGGACUUUGGAAUGAUCCAAAAUGGAAAAGCCAGUUAGAGGCUUUCAAAGCUGUGAAAAAUCAAAACAUUGAUCACUUUAGCAGGUCGCAGCUUGGAGCGUGGAGGUCCUGCCUAGAUUCCAGGAGGUCCAGGGCGAUGCUGCUUUUCCCUGCAGGGUGGGAUUUGAGCUGUGAGUAGGCAACUUGCAGGGAGAAAGAUUAACUUUUUUAACCCUUUAAAAAUUUUAAAUACUAACUGGGUCUUUCAGAUAGCAAAGCGAUCUAUAAACACUGGAAACGCUGGGUUCAGAGAAGUGUUACAAGAGUUUUAUAGUUUGGCUGGUCUAACAUAAACAUUUUCUGUGGUGUACUGUCUGCUGUUUAGAACUUUGUGGAUUGCUCUCCCAAGAGGUGGUGUCAGAAUCUUUCAGUGCCUUUGUCAUAAAACAGAAUAGUUUGAACAAACAAAAGUACUGUACAAACACACGUAAGGUAUCCAGUGGAUUUUUCUUCUCUCUCUUCCUCUUAAAUUUCAACAGCUCUGUCCUAGGCGGCUGCUGUUUUCUCCAUUUUAUGUUAAUGACUCAAAAACAGGUAUUUUUUAUAGGAAGUUUUGCACUGCAGCUUGCCUAAUGAGGGGGAAAGGAAGGGUGAUUCACUUUCUUGACAAUCACUUAAUUCAGAGGAAAAUGAUAUUUACUAAGUCGACUUACCUUACCCACCCCAGAGACCGACUGCAUUGAGCAACCGGGACUUAAUAUAUUUUACUUUGUGUGAUUGCAUCUAUGCAGACGCCAGUCUGGAAGAGCUAAAAUGUUAAGUUUCUUGGCAACUUUGCAUUCACACAGAUUAGCUAUGUAAUUUGUGUGUGUCAAUUACAAUUAAAAGCACAUUCUUGGACCAUGACAUAACAGUUACUCAGCUGACUUUAAAGCUAUGGUCAGCUUGCAUUCUCAGAAUGAUAGUGCCUUUUUUUUCCCUUUAGCAUAAGAAUGUUAUCAGAGUCUGGUCUACUUACCACAAUGGAGACUUUUUCAAUUUUGUAAAGGGAGCUAAGGACAGCUAAUCCAACUACUUGGUGCAUAAUUAUUUCCUAGUAAUUGGCAAGGGCUCCGUGUAAGAUUUCCUUGGAGGCAGUGUGGCCUGGAGUAUUUAUAUGGUGCUUAAUGAAUCUCCAGAAUGCCAGCCAGGAGCUUGAUUGGUUCGUAGGGAAUAAAGUGUAGACCAUAUGAAAUGAACUGCAAACUCUAACAGCACAGGUCUUAAUUGCCUUUUGCAGAGGUAUCCAGAGCUUUUAAAAUUUAUGCUUUAUGUUCCUUGCAAAGGGGUACCCCCUAGCAGACUCUCAAAAGCUGCAAUUCUUUUAAAAUUGUAACUGGCCUUUCUCCUAACCCGCCUCAGGCCUUCUAAUCACCAGAUCUCUGGGACAAAUUAUUGACGAUGUCACAGGUUGCUGUCCUUGAAGUUCAUACCUGUCUUUGCUUCAGCAAGUACCUUGCGAUGACUCAUUUAUUUAUUUAUUCAUGCUCUUCCCCCCUUUAAAACAGGUAGGAAAGCUCUUUUAUCACAUUUCUUUGUGGAAAAAUAUUUCCAGGGACUCAAAAUUCCAAAGAGGAGUUCAAAUUCUGGAAAUAAGCAUGUCUUUUUUUGUUUGAGCCUUAUGCCCCCUGGUUUGACAUUUUCCUUUCUUCUUUCUCUGUUGUGGUGUGGUUCUUGACCUGUCUGAGAUGAAGAUGCAUGUAAGGUCUGUUGCAUGUUUUGGAAGGCAAAGUCUUGGGGCUUUGGACACUGAUGCUAAGUGGGCACCGGUGGCCCCCGCUGUGUGUGCUGAGCCUGAGUACCUUGGCUGGACUCUGGGUCGGGUCUCCAGGAGCAUGAGAAAUGAUCCCCAGAAGGACCAGUUGAACUCCAUCUGAGACUGCAUCGCCUAUGAAAUGUAAAAUGUGAACGCCCCGUGCUGCUUGCAGAUGGUUCCCAUAGCUGGCUGGGGCCCUGGAGCAUGCACCCAGGGGCACAGCCUGCCCUUACUCACGCUCUGCUCCAGUGUCUUGGGAGUUGUGCGGAGACUCUGGCCCAGGAAAGGAAAGAAGGACCAGGCAGGGGAUUGUAAUGCAGUUCUCUCUGUAAUGUUUCAGUGAUCGUGUGACCGACGCGGCACCUAGCAGAGGGCCCGGCAUGGAGAGGGUGCUCAAUAUUUAUGAAUAGUAACAAAUGAGUAA